AUGGGGAUUAUACUGGAGAAUGAUUCAGUACAGGAUAAACAGCUGGGAAAUGCCAUUAUACACUACAUGGACAUUCCAUACUUCCAUAACAACACGUGGUAUCUCUCUCUUUGGAAGAGACUGCAUCAACUGAAGCAGUCCUCUGAGAUUCUAUUUCUUAUGCGAAUGAAAGGUAUUGGAUUGCUAAGCUCAUGGAUAUAUUUGGAAUUGCACGAGCACUUUGUAAAAAAAGGGUGUAAAUCGUGUGCACACGCUGUGCUGAUAGAGGGCAUCAAAGCGCAGGCACACCCCAUAGAAUUGCUUGAGGAGAAGGUAAACUACUCAAUACAAAAGGAGCACUCAUUGGAAAAGCCUGACAGAAUAAGACUGUUUGGAAGAGAGUGGGCAUGCAUUGUGGAAUACAUGAAUCUGGCAGAUCUUCUUCAAAAGGAGAGUGAGUGCAUUGCGUACAUGGAGUACAGAAUUAUACAGCACACCAGAAAAAGAAAGAAAAUAGAUGAAGAGGAAACAGAAAAGGGCUUGAAUGAAGUUUCUCUUUUAUUUGGAAGGUCAAAGGGGAGAUCUUCAAAGGAUAAAGACAAAGAAGAAAAAGAGCCAGAAGUAGGCGAUCUAUCAGACUUUUUGGUAAAACGAAAAAAACAGGAUAUUUCUGACCAAAAUGAUGCAAUAUUAGAGAGCGCGUCUCCAAAUCAAGAUACACUAGAAGAUGCACCCAGAACCACUGCAGCACAUAAUACACCCGAACCACCUUUUUUGUGCGGUGUACAGGAGGAGGGGAAUAAGUCUCUUGACAUAAAUGAACUAAGCCUGCCAUACACGGAUAAUAUACAGGAAGUGUACACAGAAGCAUUUACAAAAAUAGCAGAGGAGCAGGACAAGAUAGCCACGGAAGACCAAGGAUUCUUAAUAAGCAGCCCUCCAAACCAACCAGAGCCUGCCGAAACUCUCUCAAAAGCUAUCAAUAUGGACGUGCUUGAGGGAAAGAAUGUGCUGUGCCGCCAGCAGAGUAUUCUUAACGAUGGUUCAUUGUUUGGGAACCCCAUGGUGGGCAGCAAGCUUGUUAUUAAAGAAAUGCUUUAUAUUGUCAAGAAACAGCUUGGCGGAUCAUCCUUUCUGGUUACUCGCAUAGCCAGUCUGGGGGAUGGAAAUAUAACCCUCAAUGCCAGGGACUAUGCGUUGCAGUGUAUUGAGAAUGUAUCAGAGUAUAGUAUAUCAAAAGAGCUGGAGCAGACAGGGCACAGUGUUCCAAUAGAAGUAGCAGUCAAUUACUCAGACAAGCUCAUUGCUCUAUCUGCUUAUAAGGAAAUGGGCUCUUUAGAUAGGGCUGUGCAUCUUAUUACAGAAAAAACUGGAUACAUUUCUGAAAUUCUAUCCGCACACUACAUAAAGGAGAUUCUUCAGAUAGGAAUAGCCCUGCACAAAAUUGGAUAUGACAUAUCAGGGUGUGUUCUAAAGGAUUUUGUACUGGCAGUUGACAACGGACAGAUAUCAAUACGGCUAGCAGUGUACAAGAAUGUUCGCGUGGGAACUGCUUUUACAGUAGAUGAAUGCAAAGUAUUUGCAGAUAUUCUUAAAAACACUCGCAUAGAGAAUACGCAGACACUGCUCACGCGCACACUCCCGCCCGCAGAGUGGCUGCUUAAACUUACGUCAUACACGACGCAAAAGAAAGAAGCAGCCCUGCUGCAGAGUCUCUUUAUUACCCAGGAGGUGUGUAUAUAUGAAGAGGCCCAGCUGGUGUGAGUGAAUUCCAGCGAAUGUUCAGAGAGGAAUAAUGGGCCUAAAGUCCGUUGUAAAUAAAUG
This is a messenger RNA of Nematocida parisii ERTm1, 1803 nucleotides long. RefSeq lists its product as uncharacterized. NCBI's taxonomy places the organism in Eukaryota, Fungi, Microsporidia. The record is from RefSeq and is a predicted model, not a curated record. Bases 1 to 1743 code for a protein of 580 amino acids. The transcript has a single exon.